GGAGGCGGCGCACGGAGAGCGGCGGGAGCAGGCCCGGCCCGGCCCUCGAGCGGCCGCCUGGCUGCAGCAUGCGCGUCCGCCGGGGGCUGCUGCGGCUGCCGCGCCGCUCGCUGCUCGCCGCGCUCUUCUUCUUCUCCCUCUCGUCCUCGCUGCUCUACUUCGUCUAUGUGGCGCCCGGCAUAGUGAACACCUACCUCUUCAUGAUGCAGGCUCAAGGCAUUCUCAUCCGGGACAACAUGAGAACGAUCGGCGCUCAGGUUUACGAGCAGGUGGUUCGGAGCGCUUACGCCAAGAGGAACAGCAGCGUGAAUGACUCAGAUUAUCCUCUUGACUUGAACCACAGCGAAACCUUCCUACAAACCACAACUUUUCUUCCUGAAGACUUCACCUACUUUGCAAACCAUACCUGCCCUGAAAGGCUCCCUUCCAUGAAGGGCCCCAUAGCCAUAAACAUGAGUGAAAUUGGAAUGGAUGCCAUCCAUGAACUCUUCUCUAAAGACCCAACCAUCAAGCUCGGAGGUCACUGGAAGCCAUCGGAUUGCAUUCCUCGAUGGAAGGUGGCAAUCCUUAUCCCCUUCCGGAACCGCCAUGAGCACCUCCCGGUCCUGCUCCGACACCUGAUUCCCAUGCUCCAGCGCCAGCGCCUACAGUUUGCAUUUUAUGUGGUGGAGCAAGUUGGCACCCAGCCCUUUAAUCGAGCCAUGCUUUUUAAUGUGGGUUUUCAAGAAGCAAUGAAGGACUUGGACUGGGACUGUCUUAUUUUUCAUGAUGUGGAUCAUAUACCAGAAAGCGAUCGUAACUAUUAUGGAUGUGGACAGAUGCCAAGGCACUUUGCAACUAAACUGGAUAAGUAUAUGUACCUGCUUCCUUAUACCGAGUUCUUUGGCGGGGUGAGCGGCUUAACAGUGGAACAGUUUCGGAAAAUCAAUGGCUUUCCUAAUGCUUUCUGGGGUUGGGGUGGAGAAGAUGACGACCUGUGGAACAGAGUACAGAAUGCAGGCUAUUCUGUGAGUCGACCGGAAGGUGACACAGGGAAGUACAAGUCCAUUCCUCAUCACCACCGAGGAGAAGUCCAGUUUCUUGGAAGGUAUGCGUUGCUGAGGAAGUCCAAAGAACGGCAAGGGCUGGACGGCCUCAACAACUUGAACUACUUUGCAAACAUCACAUACGACGCCUUGUAUAAAAACAUUACCGUCAAUUUGACACCCGAGCUGGCUCAGGUGACCGAGUACUGAGACGAGGGGAGAAUAUAUGUUUGCUUCACCCACCGCCCCCAAGAAAGCAGCCUGACGACAUGUCUCGGGGCUCCACAGAGGAAGAAAACAGAAAUCCAGUGUGGAUCCGUGAGGGAUCACAGGGUUCAAGGAAAAAAUGUGAACAGAGCACACGCACAUAACGCCUUCACCGUUUGGACCCACUGGGCUUGAGGGAGUCAGCCGGACACUGACUUUCUCUUUUCACAAGACAGACGUCUGUCCUGCUGCUCUUCUCCCCCAUCUUCUGCCCUGACGUCCCAUCUCCUCCACAAUCUCCAGAACCGGAACUGUGAUCCGCCACCAUCCCGCCACGAAUGGCCUUGGGAGCUUCUUGGCCUUCAGAGGAAAGAGGCAGACCCACCACAGGGCAGCUGUGUUUUAGGAAGAGCAAAGGAAACUCCACACAACCAUUCUUCUACGUCUCUGGUGUUCUCUUUGGUUUCAUUAAAAAAAAAAAAAAAAAAAUUACCUGCUUUGG
This is a messenger RNA of Eubalaena glacialis (North Atlantic right whale), 1734 nucleotides long. RefSeq names its product beta-1,4-galactosyltransferase 5 (gene B4GALT5). The record is from RefSeq and is a predicted model, not a curated record. Lineage: Eukaryota; Metazoa; Chordata; Mammalia; Artiodactyla; Balaenidae. The transcript has 9 exons. Gene Ontology annotation, molecular function: UDP-galactose:glucosylceramide beta-1,4-galactosyltransferase activity. Gene Ontology annotation, biological process: glycoprotein biosynthetic process; carbohydrate metabolic process. Bases 69 to 1235 code for a protein of 388 amino acids.